This is a messenger RNA of Carassius gibelio (silver crucian carp), 805 nucleotides long. RefSeq names its product interleukin-17F-like. The transcript has 3 exons. Gene Ontology annotation, molecular function: cytokine activity. The coding region runs from base 1 to 474 and encodes 157 amino acids. Lineage: Eukaryota; Metazoa; Chordata; Actinopteri; Cypriniformes; Cyprinidae. The record is from RefSeq and is a predicted model, not a curated record. Gene Ontology annotation, cellular component: extracellular region. Gene Ontology annotation, biological process: inflammatory response.
AUGUCAACAGCGCUAAACAUCCAGUUCCUCAUGGUGGCUUGUGUUAUGGGGCUUGUUUUGAUAUCAUUUGGAGCUGAGGGAGCACCUUCUAAACAUCUUCCGAAGAAAGGAAACCACAAGUCAUCAGAAGAAUCGGAGCCAUCAUCAUCAUACCGGUUGAUCUUGGACCCAGAGUUCAAAUCCCCGGCCAGCCCAAACCUUCCUAUAAACAACGACUCCAUCUCUCCAUGGACCUACACGUUUCUGCAGGAUGAGAGCCUGUACCCUUCGAACAUCGCAGUGGCGAAGUGUUCACUGACUGGAUGUCUGAUAGAUGGCACUGAGGACCAGGAUUUCCAGUCCAAACCUAUUUACACCCAAAUCAUGGUCUUGAGGAAAAUUCGAGGAGAGAAGCACAACUAUUCCUUGAGACUGGAGUACAAGACCAUCGCAGUGGGAUGCACCUGCGUCCGUCCAUAUGUACAACAUGUUUAAAAUGUGAGAGCUUAUGGAGUUACAAUACUGUAGAUGUUUGAUCAUUAGCGUUACAGCGUUACAAAUCCGGAGCAUAAGGCUGAAGACUUAUGACUUUAUAAUUUAUUUAUGGUAUCAUGUACAUGUUCGCAAAAUGUGGGCUAUUUAUUUAUUUUCAUGAUAUUUCAUGAUUAUAUAUUUGUUUUUGUUUUAUUUUUUGCCAAUAGAAGAAUUCGAUCCAUCAUCAUCAUACUGUUGAUAUCUGAAUAAUGAGUUAAAACCUUCAUCUGACUUGAUCCAUAAUAAUCUAAUUUAAUGAUGUCAUUAUACAUGUGGUUUCAAAUGUAUGGUA